AUGCCGCCAAGACUGAACCGAGCCAACAGCCAGUCCAUUGAGGGCCCGGCUGUGUUGCAACGUCUCUCGACUGUUGAAGAUGACGUCCUCAACUCCCGUAACCAUGCUGGUGGUGAAGGUUCGGUUGGACACAAGACGCAACAAGGGUAUUUUAAUAUAUUAUGUAUAACCCUCAUGAUCUAGUUGGACGACCAAAUAUUGUUAUUUUCAGAUCUUCAGAGUAUCAUCCAUCUACAACAAACAAGAGUCAAAAAGGACUGACUUCUGGAGAUCGCAUCUGCAAAAAUGUCGUGGAAAAAGGCAGGAAGAGUGAAGUAGCUGAAGUAGAACUACCUGCUAAUUUUAAGUCUUCCAUACCUCGCGAACGGGUACGUACACUACUACGACCACUAUCACCUCAGCAACUUCGUCUACAUCACAUGAUCCCUCCCUCCUAAAACAUCGGACACAUCCCUUCCUCCUGAAACAUCUGAAACUUGUGCAACACCACGAGGACCUCUAAACCCUGUCAUAUAACGCAUUCCAUUGCACCAGGUGCAGCCCAGUCGGUUGCUUCGAGGGUUUAAUCGGGGGCGGUGAGGUCCACGAUGACGGUGAAGUCGAUGUUGUCCUGGUAGGUGGCGGUAUUAUGUCCGCGACUGUUGGCGUCCUUUUGCAGCAAUUGGAACCCACUUGGAAGAUCCGCCUCUUCGAGCGUCUCUCGCAGUGCGGUGAGGAAGCUAGCAACGGGUAUACUUACUUUGUGAUGUGAAAGAAAUCAGUGAUUAUAAAAAUCAAUAGACUUGCACGACUGGCACUUGAUGUAGGGUCGUAAGAUUACUUUCGACAUGGAGGUCUUGAUGUUGUUUUAUUAGGUUCACCCGUCAUCGUGAGAAUGGAUAGAUGCUGUAUGAUGAUUCCUCGGGAAGUACCAACAUUAGAUGAGGAUCAAUCACGACUAUUAAAUCACGUCAGUUGGAACAAUGCUGGUACUGGUCACGCUGCUCUCUGCGAGUUGAACUACACUCCAGAAGUGAAAGGCGAAAUCCAAAUUGACAAGGCGAUCGCCAUCAACGAAAAAUUCCAAGUCAGCCGACAGUGGUGGGCUUGGCUUGUGGUAAUGAGAACUUAACUUCUUGCUCAUGCUCUUCGUGAAACUAGAAUUUAAGUUCUUUGUACAGAACUUAGAACUAUUUCUUGUUCAUGACUAGGUGAUGAUCGAAAGCCAUUCUGUGAUAGAGUAGCAUUUCGACGACACCUGCAUUUCGACCCACUCACUCAGACUCAAGGCUUGUUGUCGAGCGACACUUCUACGUUCAUCAACAACACACCGCAUAUGACCUUUGUUCAUGGCGAGAAGAACGUCGAUUACUUGCGACGCCGUUUUAACUUGUUGAAGCAAGAGCCUCUCUUCUUAAGGCUUCCUCUAAAAGAAAUCCCUCCGUCUUCAGUUUCAGAAGCAUCUUGAAGCUAUCCUCCCAUUUAAGGGAAAGGAAGCACAUCAAGAUGCGUCUCACGAUGGACGAUAUUAGAGUUGAAGGUGAAGAUCUCACUCUAAUUUUCAAGGACAUGGCCUACUCCGAAGACACCCGACAGAUCCGUGCAUGGGCACCGCUGUUGUACUCCGGCCGCACAGACAACCAGCCGAUUGCAUGCACGUACGUCGAGAAGGGAACAGACGUCGACUAUGGUCAAUUGACGAAGCAACUGGUUACCGGUUUCGUGCGCUCUGGUGGUCAAGUUCGCAUGAACCACGAGAUCUCCUCGAUCUCGCAGCUCGAUAACAAGCAGUGGGAGGUAUAACUAUAAUAUGACUUUACAAACAAAGUAGUCGUUCUUAUAACAGAAAGAAAAGAAAUUUUUCUUCUACAAACAACACCUCCAGCAUGAACAGAUUGUAUCCUCUGCAAACUAUUUGACAACUCAUCAACAAACAGGUCGUCGUCUACAAACGUGAUUUGUCUGCGACUCGUUUGUCGAAGGUCCGCGCCAAGUUUGUCUUCGUCGGAGCGGGCGGUGCGACUCUGCAAGUUUUGCAGAAGACUGGUAUUCCUGAAAUUCGUGGCUUCGGUGGGUUCCCGAUCAGUGGUGAAUUCUUGGUGUGCCAGUUAUGAUUGAGGGUUGCAUGAUUUGAUCUACUGUCAUGUUUGUUUUAGCCAUAGUACUUCUAGCCAGUCUACUCGGGACAAUCCGAAUCGACUAACAGUAUCAUUCUUUCUCGGGACAGUCAAUGAAGAGAACGUCACUAAGUAGAAGUUGUUUGAUUAUCAGGUUAGAACCUGUACCUGAAUCUUACAGCUAGUUUGUACUUCUCCUUCUACUCCUGAUAAACUUUUACUUAGUGACGUUCUCUUCAUCCUCAACCCUCCCACAACUCCGAGGAGCCUCGUCCCCUCCAUCUGCCUCUUCUAAUCCUCAACCCGGACAUCGUCAAAGCCCACCCAGCCAAGAUCUACGGAAAGGCAGCUGUCGGCGCUCCGCCAAUGUCCGUUCCACACUUGGACGCUCGCAUUAUUGACGGAAAGCCAAUGGUUCUCUUUGGACCCUAUGCAGGAUUCUCGCCGAAGUACUAUACAUAGAUUUUAUAGUUUUUCUUUAAGUUUAAGAUGAUGUUGAGCUUUUUUCUUCAGGAGCGGCAGACCCAAAGUACUUAGUUUCCUUCAGUGAUCGGCAUGUUGCUUGCACAGCAACAUCUUGAAGAUUUCAUGUUAUCCAUUUUCAUCCAAUCUACGGUAGUACUCCUAGUAGGUGGUACAAGAAAAUGUCACAGUGAGAAGGACCACCAUACAAACAUCCAUCCUCCAACUGCACCAGGUACCUCAAGUCCGGUUCCAUGACUGAUAUGUUCUCGACUUUGCGUCCGCACAACAUUAUUCCGAUGGCCGCGGCAGGAUUGCAAAACUUGGAUUUGACCGUGUAUUUGAUCAAAGAGCUCAUGGCUUCCAAGGAAAAGAAGCUCGAGGCGUUGAAGGAAUUCAUCCCGGACGCUAAGCCGGAGGAUUGGACAGUACUACUAAUCAUGUUCUUGCUGGUUCUGUUCUUGAGAUUGUCGUGCUGUUGUCUUCAGAGCUUUGACGAGGAUGGUUUGCAUUUUUCGUUGCAAAAAUCUGUCUUCGUAUCUUCUUUGGUUAAGUAGUCCCUAACCCUAUUGACAACAAAUGAUAAUGAUAUCAGUCUCCGGGUACGGUCUAGUUAGAAGAUGUUCUCAUUUCUGUUUCUCCUCACUUUCACUCGCUACUUGACCUGCCUUUAUUCUCUACAGAUCUGCACCGCUGGCCAGCGUGUCCAGAUUAUGAAGUCUGAUCCGAAAAAGAUUGGCAUCCUCCAGUUUGGUACCGAAGUCGUUUCUUCCGCUGAUGGCACGAUCGCGGGUCUCUUGGGCGCCUCUCCUGGUGCUUCUGUCUCUGUCCAAGUCGCAGUUGACGUCUUGCUUGGUUGCUUCCAGGACCGUGUGGCCGCUUGGACACCGAAGUUCAAGCAAAUGAUUCCGAGUUUUGGAACGGAGAUGAGCAGCAACCCAGCCAUGGCAGCGAAGAUCAUGGAAGCUAACGCUAGAAUCCUGAAGAUCUAA
Messenger RNA from Amoebophrya sp. A25, 3550 nucleotides. NCBI's taxonomy places the organism in Eukaryota, Dinophyceae, Syndiniales, Amoebophryaceae. The record is from the annotation of a GenBank genome assembly.